GAGAUUUAUGAGAUUGUUUGAAUAUGAAGAAGCAUAACCUACGAGGGGCUCUCAUUGCGGGUGUUGUCAGGCGGCGACGGGAGAGAGCAUCUCGGCGUCGCUUGCGGCGACGAGGAAGAGAGAAGGGAAGGAGGAGUAGGGGAAGGUUUUCCUCGUUUCUCCUUCCCUCACGCUUUUCCAGCUUCCCCCCUCCCUCUAUUCCCCUGCGAGUGGCUUCUCGGUGGGUGCGAUGAAGAGCAUCGGUAUCUUCGCAGUACGAUUUCUUAGAUCCUGUUGGGAUUUCGGGCAGCGGCUCGAGAUCUGCUGAUUUUGUGACUAAGAAGAGCUAGAUCUGGCGUUACGGAGGCGUUUGGGUUCGAUAUUAAGGAAACAUUUAAAUGGAGAACUAUCCAGGAAGAGUUAAUGGUGCUGGACAAUUUUAUCCUGAUCGAAUUUCUGAUAGAAAAUCAAGGUUUUGGCAAAUUGAUAACCAACCAAUUUCAAAAUCUGAAGUUAUUUGUCCUCAACCUUGUCGACCUACAAGAGUGUCUUGCUUAACUAAUACUCUCAGUAGAGCUAGUUCAAAGUCAAAGGGUGUGAAGCCAAUGUACAGGAUGGAUUGUGCUGCUGAGAUUCUUGAUCUUUUGAACCAGGAUGAGUGGGACAAUGAUGGAUUCUUCUGUGGUUCUCCUCCCGUGCGUGCCAACAAUCCAGUUAUCCAUGACCCCCAAUUUGUCGUACAAUCCCAGUCCUUCGCUUCUUCCAUCGGCAAUUCGCCCAGUGUGAUGCAAGCUGGAAGACUUGAGAGAGGCUCACCAACAUGUGGUUCUUCAGUUGGGGGCAGUCCUAAGGUGAGAAUUGAAGGAUUUGCUUGUAGCAGCCCUGGGAAGCAUCAUGUUGCACCAGCUUUAGCUUGAGCUCUUCUAACAAAAAAUCUUGACCUGAUUGCCUGUGUAAAUUUGCCAUCUAGUCCCGAAUUGCGUUAUGUACCUUAGCGAUCACCGAUGUCUAGUGAUGAUCCUAUCCCAGCUGUUGAAGCUGUCGAAACACCAGUCUCGAGUCGAGUUUGAUUUUGUAAAUAUUUGAGGUUUUAAACGCAAGGUAUGUGUAUAGUUAACCAUGUCUUAUCGAUCUCGAAGUAAUGAUAUGUAGUACGACAAGCUAAUGUAAAUCUAAACAAGUUUCUCUGUAUCAGAUGUGUGAUCCAUCAUCCAA
Messenger RNA from Zingiber officinale, 1194 nucleotides. RefSeq lists its product as uncharacterized. The transcript is spliced from 4 exons. The record is from RefSeq and is a predicted model, not a curated record. NCBI's taxonomy places the organism in Eukaryota, Viridiplantae, Streptophyta, Magnoliopsida, Zingiberales, Zingiberaceae. The coding region runs from base 378 to 896 and encodes 172 amino acids.